CUUAUUUUCAAGCGAUUGAAGAAGGGUUUUGGAGCGGUUGCAUUGCGGCUCCCGCUCCGGUGAGGUGAGAUGGAGAGGGCGAUGGGGAGGCCGAUGAAGUACGUGGUCGUCACUGGCGGAGUUGUGAGCGGGCUUGGAAAGGGAGUCACGGCGAGCAGCAUCGGCGUCGUUCUCAAGGCCUGUGGCCUUCGUGUCACCUCCAUCAAAAUAGACCCAUACUUGAACACAGAUGCAGGGACCAUGUCACCUUUUGAACAUGGGGAGGUUUUUGUUCUUGAUGAUGGUGGCGAGGUAGACUUGGAUCUGGGAAACUAUGAGCGAUUUUUGGAUGUCACACUAACUAGAGAUAACAAUAUCACAACAGGAAAGAUUUAUCAGUCCGUCAUUGACAAAGAAAGGAGGGGUGAUUAUCUUGGAAAAACUGUUCAGGUUGUUCCACACAUUACAGAUGCCAUUAAGGACUGGAUUGGCUCAGUAUCUUCUAUUCCUGUAGAUGGAAAUGAUGGCCCAGCUGAUGUUUGUGUGAUAGAGUUGGGUGGUACUGUAGGUGACAUUGAGUCUAUGCCAUUUAUUGAAGCUUUGCGCCAGUUGUCAUUUUCUGUUGGUAAAGACAAUUUUUGCCUGAUUCAUGUGAGCCUUGUACCAGUGCUUGGGGUUGUUGGAGAGCAAAAAACAAAGCCCACACAACAUAGUGUUCGAGAGUUACGGGCUCUUGGUUUGACUCCUAAUCUGUUGACGUGCCGAUCUGCACAGCCACUAGGAACAAGCACGAAGGAGAAGCUUUCACAAUUUUGCCAUGUACCAGUUGAAAAUAUUCUUAAUAUCCAUGAUGUUCCUAACCUUUGGCAUAUUCCACUACUGCUCCGUAAUCAAAAUGCUCAUGAGGCUAUAUUGAAACAACUAAAUUGUGCCAGCAUUGCUACUCCACCAGAUUUAGUUGGCUGGACAAAGAUGGCAGAGUUAUAUGAUAACUUAAUGGGAACUGUUAAAAUUGCAAUGGUUGGAAAGUACACAGGCCUUACAGAUUCUUAUUUAUCAGUGGUGAAGGCCCUUCUGCAUGCUUGUGUUGCUUGUUCUUUGAAGCCAUCAAUUGAAUGGAUUGCGGCUUCUGAUCUUGAGGAUGAAAGUGCAAGAACAACUCCAGAAGUGCAUAAUGCAGCAUGGGAAAGUCUGAAAAGUUGUUCAUGCAUUUUGGUUCCUGGAGGGUUUGGUGAUCGUGGAGUGCCUGGGAUGAUAUUGGCUGCAAAGUAUGCUCGAGAAAAUAAAAUCCCAUAUCUUGGAAUUUGUUUGGGGAUGCAAAUUUCUGUGAUUGAGUUUUCUAGAUUUGUUUUGGAUCUGGAAAGAGCAAACAGUGAUGAGUUUGAUAGCUCAACACCCUAUCCAGUUGUUAUAUUUAUGCCUGAGGGCUCAAAGACACAUAUGGGAAGUACAAUGAGAUUGGGAUCUCGGAGAACUUUCUUUAAAGAUGCUGAUUGUCUUGCUUCCAAGCUAUACCAAAACCCUAGUUUUGUUGAUGAGCGACAUCGUCACAGAUAUGAGGUAAAUCCUGAUUUUGUCAACAGACUGGAAGCUGCUGGCCUUAAGUUUGUUGGAAGCGAUGAGAGUGGGAAAAGGAUGGAGAUUCUUGAGUUAAAAGAUCAUCCCUACUAUGUAGGCGUGCAGUUUCAUCCAGAAUUUAAAUCAAGGCCUGGAAAGCCAUCUGCUUUAUUUUUAGGUCUUAUAUUGGCAGCUACAGGAAAACUGCAGGCAUAUUUGGGCAGGCUCCCAGAUGACAUUGCCAAUUUUAGAGUUGCUGAAGAUCGAAGCAUAGAAAACUGCAUUGAAUUAAGAAAUGUAGCGCGAGUUUUGACAUCAACUGCUUUGGAUUCGUCUCAUUGGUUACGCUUAUACUUAGCUUUGAAAAAGAAAAAUAAUUGUGGUGGAGGAUUACAAUUUUGUCUGCAUUCAAAUCCUUAGCAUGAUAAAUUUUGGGUGGAUCAUGUAGUUUAUACAUGAUUACUGACUAAUUUCAUUUGAGUUUUAAUACA
Messenger RNA from Dioscorea cayenensis subsp. rotundata (Guinea yam), 2027 nucleotides. RefSeq names its product CTP synthase-like. Lineage: Eukaryota; Viridiplantae; Streptophyta; Magnoliopsida; Dioscoreales; Dioscoreaceae. Gene Ontology annotation, biological process: pyrimidine nucleobase biosynthetic process; CTP biosynthetic process. The record is from RefSeq and is a predicted model, not a curated record. Bases 70 to 1956 code for a protein of 628 amino acids. The transcript has 23 exons. Gene Ontology annotation, molecular function: identical protein binding; CTP synthase activity.